UUGUUAAUCAAUGUGCCUAGCGUUGGGGCCAGUGGCUCAUCAGGGAAUCAUUUUGCAUGUUUUCAGUUGAGCAUCUCACUGAAGUUCUUCAAAGAACUGCAAGAGCAUGGUGCUGAUGCUCUUCUGCGUCGAGAGUAUGGCUCAUAUUUGACUACGCCUGAGCCUGGUUACAAUGUAUCGCUGUUAUUUGAUCUGACCGCACUUCCUGCUGAUCAUGCUGCUUUGAUACAAAAAGCAUCCAUGCUUAAGAGGAACUGCUUUGCUUCUGUAUUCGAGAAGUACUUUGAGUUCCAAGAAACUGGCCAAGAAGGACAAAAAAGAGCUGUGAUCAAUUACAGAGAAGACGAGACUAUGUACAUAGAAGCUAAAGCUGAUCGAGUUACAGUUAUAUUUAGCACAAUUUUCAAAGACCCAGAUGACGUCAUAAUUGGGAAAGUGUUCUUGCAGGAGUUCCGUGAAGGACGUAAAGCGAGCCAGACUGCACCAGCAGUGCUGUAUUCAUUAGGUGAACCACCCCUAGAGCUACGAGAUCAACCAGGCGCCAGAGUUGGUGAAAAUGUCGGCUACAUCACUUUUGUCCUCUUUCCACGUCAUACAAACAAAAAUGCGCGUGACAACACUAUAGAUCUGAUACAUACUUUCCGAAAUUAUCUCCAUUACCAUAUCAAGUGUUCAAAGGUCUAUAUGCACUCAAGAAUGCGGUCAAAGACGAAUGAUUUCUUGAAAGUUUUGAAUCGUGCACGUCCAGAAGUGAAGCUGGAGAAGAAAACUUACAGGUAUCCCAAACCUUGCUUAUCGUUGACUUUCGACGUUCAGCUGCUUCACGUUGUGCCGCAUCUCUACGAAUGA
Molecule: messenger RNA, 849 nt
Organism: Cylicostephanus goldi
Lineage: Eukaryota; Metazoa; Nematoda; Chromadorea; Rhabditida; Strongylidae
Source: the annotation of a GenBank genome assembly